AUGGAAAGGGUUACCUAUUUAAAUGAGUAUGCAAAAAAUUUUGAAUUGGUAAAGAAUAGGGAAUUAUUUGAUGAGAGAGAUGCAGAAAGAAUGAACAGACGUUUUAAUACGAAAGAUAUAUAUACUCCAAAUAUAGGAGGAGAAAAUACAUAUGUAUCAACAUCACGGCUUAAAGAAAAGAAGAGUUUUAAAAAAUUCCAUUUAUAUAAUGAUGAUAGUAAGGAUGAAUGUCAAGUAAGAAAAAUACGUAAUACAAAUGAAUAUGUAAUAUUAAGUAAUUCACCAAAAAAACCUAAAAAAUCUACAAUAGAUGAAAAGAAAGAUAUGUACCAUAAUUUUAAUAAUGAUAUAAAACCAAAUAAAAAGAGUAAUUAUCAAACUAUUUGUAUAUGUAAAAAGUGUUAUAUAAAAGAUAUGCAAGAAAAAUUAAGAGAGAGAAAAAAAAGAACAACUGUAUAUACCCUCGAAUUUAAUAAUUUUGUGAAUAAUGAAAAUAUUUAUGAAGAAAUUAUAUCAAGAAGCAUAAAAAGAACCAGAUAUAAUAAUUACUUAAAUAAAAAUAAAGACAACAACAAAAAUGAUAACCUAAACAUGAAUGAAAGUGAUAGCUUUAAAAAUGAUAUUAUGUUAAAUCAUAUAUAUGAACAUUCUGAAAAUAAAAAAAAUAUAUUCCAUUUUUUAAAUAAUAUAUUUAAAAUAAAUUAG
Molecule: messenger RNA, 705 nt
Organism: Plasmodium falciparum 3D7
Lineage: Eukaryota; Apicomplexa; Aconoidasida; Haemosporida; Plasmodiidae
Exons: 1
Coding region: 1-705 (234 amino acids)
Source: RefSeq, a predicted model, not a curated record